AUGCAGCUGCGCUGGAGCGGCCACCUGGUGCGCAUGGACGACGAGCGACUACCAAAACGACUCUUCUACGGAGGCGUCGCGACGGGUUCUCGCCGUCAAGGAGGCCAGACUCGUCGUUACAAGGAUACUCUGAAGUCCUACCUGAAACGCCUGCAAAUCAACCCCACCAACUGUGAGGAGCUCGCACUCGAUCGACCGACCUGGAGGAGGACAGUGAAGACAGGCGCUGCGAUCUACGAAGCCAACCGCAUCGCUGCCGCCAAGGCGAAACGCGAAGCCCGCAAAUCACAACUUCGCCCAGUACGCAACGCCGCCGCACAACCACUUCCAACUUGUCCUCGAUGUCAACGGACAUUCAGGGCUCGAAUCGGACUUGUUGGCCAUCUUUGGAUUAACAGCGCCUCUCAAACUGCACCAACCAUCGUCCCCCCGCCCGCCUCUUCCGCCUCCUCUCCGCCGCCAACUAACUCUGACAAUUCUUCUGACCCACCACUUCCAUCCUCCUCCUCCUCCUCCUCCUUCUUCUCCUUCUCCUUCUCCUCCUCCUCCUCUUCCUCCUCCUCCUCCUUCUCCUCCUCCUCCUCCUCGCCCACUGCUCCAACGACGGCCGCUCAGGCGACUGUCCAGCGCGCAACAACCGAUGCUACCACCACCUCCCCGACUCCAGCGAUGAGGAUCAGGACUACACCUGCCCUCACUGCAACCGCACGUUCACCUCACACAUCGGCCUGGUCGAUCACUUGUGAAUCCAUCGCACAGAGACCGGCGAACCAGUGCCUGAAGCACCAACCUACACCCGCCGCACUCGCCUCCACUGCCCACACUGCCCUCACACCUUCAGGCAUCGCAUGGGCCUUUUCGGCCACAUGCGCAUCCACGAGAGCGGUCUUUACCGCACUCCCGACACACCCACCCAUCCAACACCUCCACCGUGCGCACCCCCACCCUCGCUCCAUCCGUCUGCGUUACCACCACCACCACCGCCUCCUCUGUAGCUGA
Molecule: messenger RNA, 999 nt
Organism: Spirometra erinaceieuropaei
Lineage: Eukaryota; Metazoa; Platyhelminthes; Cestoda; Diphyllobothriidea; Diphyllobothriidae
Source: the annotation of a GenBank genome assembly